Molecule: messenger RNA, 4234 nt
Organism: Trichomycterus rosablanca
Lineage: Eukaryota; Metazoa; Chordata; Actinopteri; Siluriformes; Trichomycteridae
Gene: smurf1
Product: SMAD specific E3 ubiquitin protein ligase 1
Exons: 18
Coding region: 159-2354 (731 amino acids)
Biological process (GO): proteasome-mediated ubiquitin-dependent protein catabolic process; protein polyubiquitination; negative regulation of BMP signaling pathway
Cellular component (GO): cytoplasm
Molecular function (GO): protein binding; ubiquitin protein ligase activity
Source: RefSeq, a predicted model, not a curated record
GUUUGUUCGACAAGAAUUGUAUUAUUUUACUCUUUCCCUUAGAAACACACAAAUGAACGAUACGUUUGCUGGAUUGUGUUUUUUAAAUAUUAAAGUUCGCUUUAAGUAGCGCUGGGGACUCUCCUGAGAGAAAGUUAGUGCGGUAUUUUUCAGAAGGGAUGUCGAAUCCUGCGACUCGAAGAAACGGGUCAAGCAUCAAAAUCAGACUGACAGUGUUAUGUGCCAAGAACCUUGCCAAGAAAGACUUUUUCAGGUUGCCUGACCCUUUUGCCAAAGUUGUUGUUGAUGGCUCGGGCCAGUGUCACUCCACAGACACAGUCAAGAGCACAUUGGACCCCAAAUGGAACCAGCAUUAUGACCUUUACAUCGGGAAAACGGACUCAAUUACUAUUAGCGUUUGGAACCAUAAGAAGAUCCAUAAGAAGCAGGGUGCUGGGUUCCUGGGCUGUGUAAGGCUUCUGUCCAAUGCCAUCAGCAGACUUAAAGAUACGGGCUACCAACGGUUAGAUUUAUGCAAGCUGAACGCCUCUGACAGUGAUGCUGUUCGGGGUCAAAUUGUUGUGAGCCUCCAGACCAGAGACAGAAUUGGCAGUGGUGGGCCUGUGGUGGACUGCCGUGGACUGUUAGAAAAUGAAGGGCCAGUAUUCGAGGACUCGGGACCAGGGCGGCCUCUCAGCUGUUUCAUGGAGGAGCCUUUGCCCUACACAGACCCCACGGGAGCUGCUGGUGGGGGCAACUGCCGUGCCCUGGAGUCACCCAAUCAGGAGCAGAGACUCCAAGCACAGCGAAUUCGAAACCAGGAGUCCAGAAAUCACUCACACACUCCACAGAACCGGCCACAUGGACACCAGUCACCCGACCUCCCUGAAGGCUAUGAGCAAAGGACCACUGUGCAGGGUCAGGUCUACUUUCUGCACACCCAGACUGGCGUUAGCACUUGGCAUGACCCCAGAAUACCACGGAAUUUAAACAGUGUAAGCUGUGAGGAACUGGGCCCUCUGCCACCAGGCUGGGAGAUCAGAAGCACAGUGUCAGGAAGGAUUUAUUUUGUUGACCACAAUAACAGAACCACACAAUUCACAGACCCCAGGUUACACCACAUCAUGAGCCAGCAGUCUCAGGUGAAGGAGUCGAGUCAGGCUCUGCCGGUUCAGAUGGAUGUUCCUGUGGAGGAAGGGGAAGGAGAGCUGCCUUUGCGUUAUGAGCGAGAUCUGGUCCAAAAGCUCAAGGUGCUACGGCACGAGCUCUCACUCCAGCAGCCACAGGCUGGCCACUGCCGCAUAGAGGUGUCCCGCGAGGAAAUCUUUGAAGAGUCUUACCGGCAGAUCAUGAAGAUGAGGCCAAAAGACCUAAAAAAGAGGCUUAUGGUUAAAUUCCGUGGAGAAGAGGGCUUGGAUUAUGGUGGAGUGGCAAGGGAGUGGUUGUACCUGCUUUGUCAUGAGAUGCUUAAUCCGUACUAUGGCCUGUUCCAAUACUCCACAGAUAACAUCUACACACUACAGAUCAACCCUGACUCAUCCAUCAAUCCUGACCACUUGUCAUAUUUCCACUUUGUGGGGAGGAUUAUGGGCCUGGCUGUGUUUCACGGGCACUACAUCAAUGGCGGCUUCACACUGCCUUUCUACAAGCAGCUUCUCGGGAAACCCAUCCAGCUUUCUGACCUGGAGACAGUUGAUCCUGAGCUUCACAAGAGCCUUGUCUGGAUCCUAGAAAAUGACAUCACGUCAGUCUUGGAUCAUACCUUCUGCGUAGAACACAGUGCUUUUGGCAAAUUCCUCCAGCAUGAACUUAAGCCCAACGGCAGAAAUAUUCCAGUGACUGAAGAGAACAAGAGGGAGUAUGUGAGGCUUUAUGUGAACUGGAGGUUCAUGCGAGGAAUUGAAGCUCAGUUUCUCGCUCUGCAGAAGGGCUUUAACGAGCUCAUUCCACAACACCUUCUUAAGCCGUUCGACCACAAGGAGCUUGAGCUGAUUAUCGGCGGUCUUGGGAAGAUUGAUUUGAAUGACUGGAAGGCCAACACGCGGCUAAAGCACUGUGUGGCCGACAGUAGCAUAGUGAAGUGGUUCUGGCAGGCCGUGGAGUCGUUUGAUGAGGAGAGGAGGGGCAGACUGCUUCAGUUCGUCACUGGCUCCACACGUGUCCCUCUUCAAGGCUUUAAAGCACUGCAAGGCUCUACAGGUUCUGCAGGACCAAGACUCUUUACUAUCCACUUGAUUGAUGCCAACACGGAUAAUUUGCCCAAAGCCCAUACAUGCUUCAACCGCAUCGACAUCCCGCCCUACGAGUCAUAUGAGAAGCUCUAUGAGAAGCUCCUGACUGCCGUGGAGGAGACCUGUGGCUUUGCUGUGGAGUGAAAGGCCUCAUUUAGCCAGCACCAACUAACCCACCUAACAGCCCCUUUAACCCCACUUCUCCUCCUGUCUCUUACUCUUCCUCAGAGGAGACAGAAUAGUGCCUCCCUGCAGGAACGAGCAAUGCCCGUCUGUGUCUCUCCCAGGAGCACAGAGAGGAGAGCCGCUGCACAAGGGCACAAACUCACACAGCCUGCAGGCUGCUGUAGGACUAUCCGUGUCAUGAAUUACAUUUUUAAUUUGCAUUAUGAUAAUGACCGGUACCACAAAAUGAGAAGAGAGGAUUUUUUUGGGUUCUCUUUCCAAACUCCAUGGUAUGUCACUGAAAUGGUGGAUUAUAGGUGGUGAUGAGGACAACGACAUUGUGAAGCAGAGGAUAUAUUUUAGUUUCAGGGACUUUUACCUGAACAGUUUUCCAUUGGAGUAAUGCCUAUGUAGAAGGAACAGAUGAACAGGAUUUUUAAUUAUGUUCAAAUUGAAAUUGAUAUGUACAAACAUCCUUUGUUUGCGUCUUAUGGUGGGGUCUUAGUGUUAUUAAUUUCUUAUACUGUACGACAGCAUUAUUUUAUUUUUAGACAUUUUAACCUAAUUGCUUGUUGCGUGAAAGGCAUUACUGAAAAGAUAGUUUUUUAAAAUAAUGAAUACAUGAAAGAUUGGCAAGUCCUAGACGUUUUGGGACCAUUUAUAGAAAUGGCUUCCCUGUGUGUGUUGGCAUACAUGCAUAAAUGUGUGCACGAGUAUGGAUGUGUGUGCACACUUGCUUCAUACAUGUACUAACAGAAGCACACGUCUUACAGCAUAUAGACCACAUUCGGUCUAAAGAGGAACAGAAAGCCUGUGGACAUUUAGUCAGCAUUACCCAAAACAAGCCAGUAUUCUCAAAGACUCAUUUUUAUAAAGUUGUUUUCAAAUUUGCACAUUGCACGACAGGUUGUUUUUCUUUUUAAAUCUUGUGAGCAUUUCUUUUAAUCAACAUUGUUCAUUUUUGAUAAUGUUAGGCAAGUGAGGCCGCACGUAGCAUAUCAAUUUACAGAAAUGUAUUUUGCAGAUUUAUAGCUAUACCUGCCUUCCUUUCUUUUUCCAUUAUAGCAAUUUCUAUGUGGUAUGUUUUGGUGACGACGUUUUGGUGAAGCUCUUAUUGUCUCAGUUUAUUCAGAAAUUGUUGAUUUCCUCGUUGACUUAGCAUGAACUGUUCCUUAAUCAUCCAUGUGAGUGCUUUGACUAACAUUCGCUGCAAGACUGUUAUUCAUGUCUCGAUCAUUCAAACCACUUUUUAAACCAGCGUCUUGUCUAUGGCACUUUCACUAGCGCACCACAUUUACCGCUCAUCAUUCUAAUGAGAGCGAUUUGUUCUCUAGAAUUCCCUAGAGUAAAGCUGAUAACAGCCAUGCUUUCAAAAAGUCUCCGUUGAGCCAUGCUGGCUUGCUCCAGGUUGCCUCUUUUCAGUGUGAAGGUUUUUGUCAUUAACGAACAGCAUUGUGAGGUCUAAAAUUUCAUUAUAUAGUGCUUGAUGUGCAUGGCACCGGUUAAAUUUUUUUUUUAAGAAAUUUGAAAUAAAAAUGAGCCAACUUUUUUUUUUUUCAUGUUUUAAGUGUUCUGCAACCACUUGUUUUAUUUUCUACUAAUUAUUUAUUACUGUGUAAUGUCCUUUUAAGUAUUGCUGCUAUUAUCAUUUUCUCUUUUUCACAAAAAUGACAAUUUCUUGUGAAAGCUGUACACUACUCUUUUACGUUAAUGUAUAAAACAAAGUAUUUAAACCUGCUGCUAAUUCAAAGAAGCGUGUCCCUUGGCCUAGAUUUGAGUUAGCAAUGAUGUAGGCUGGACCUCGGUGGUCAUGUUCAUGUUUGUGAUAUAUGCAAUAAAAUGACACCUUUAUAUUCUUG